AGUUGUUUCAGAGAAGUCAACGUGUUUUGUGUGGUGCCACUAUAAUUUUUAGGAGUUCGAAAAUAAUUUGAUAAAGAAUGCCAAAGACAAUGAUGAAUUCGCGGAAAAAGGCAACAUGGAGCGCAGAACAGCUUCAGGAAGCUAUAAAUGCAGUUAGAAGCGGAAAGGGGAAAAGGCAAAGUGCAAGAGAGUUUGGUAUCCCAUAUUCUACAUUAAAAGAUAGGUUAAAUACAAACAAUGCUUGUGCAGCACAACUAGGUCGUCAUCCUAUAUUUUCCACUGAACAAGAAAAGCAAGUGGCUGAUCGCUGCAUCUAUUUGGCAAAGAUGUUCUAUGGUCUAACGGCCACUGCGGCUUUGCGGUUAAAAAUAAUAUCAAACACUGCUUCAACGAUGACAAAAAAAUGGCCGGUAAAGACUGGCUUCAAGCAUUCUUAAAACGACAUCCAAAUCUUAGUUUGAGAAAACCCGAGGCAACCAGUUUAGGGAGAAUUUCGGGUUUUAAUGCUGAAAGUGUAGGCCUUUUUUUCAAAAAUUUAAAUAUAGUUUUAACAAAAUAUAACUUUCAAGCCUGCCGCAUAUUUAAUGUUGACGAGACAGGCAUUACCACGGUGCAGGUUCCAUCCAAAAUUAUAGCUCCAAAAGGUGUCAAACAACUGGGAAAAGCUGUAAGUUGGGAGAGAGGUCGAAAUAUAACUCUGUGCUGCUCAGUAAGUGCAUCAGGGAUAUAUAUACCUCCGAUGUUUAUUUAUCCUAGAAUCCGAAUGUCGGAACAGCUCAAACGCAAUGGACCGGUAGGUGCCAUCUAUGAAUGCUCGGCCAAAGGCUGGAUGACUGUAGAAUUAUUCUUGAUUUGGCUUAAACAUUUUAAGAAACACGCAUCUACUUCGAACGACAACCCAGCAUUGUUGUUGCUAGAUAAUCACAGCAGUCAUUGUUCUUUAUCUGCUUAUGAAUUUUGCCGUGAAAAUGGGAUCAUUAUGUUAUCGUUUCCGCCACACACGUCUAAUAAGCUACAGCCACUAGAUUUGACAUUUUAUGGGCCGCUAAAAUCUGCGUAUUCAAAUGAAUGUUCACUUUAUAUGAGACGAAAUGUUCACAAAAAAAUAACACCAUUUGAUGUAUCUGAAAUUUUGAAUCGAGCAUUCGUCCAUGUAGCUACCAUGGAAAAAGCUCAAAAAGGCUUUGAAAUAAGCGGUAUUGUUCCAUAUAGACCAAAUAUUUUCACGGACGAAGAUUUUUUGCCUUCUACCCUUUCUAAUAUUCCCGCUGUUGAACUACAACUUCCUGAAGAUGAACUUACUCCCUGUACCUCAGAAACAAAUCGAGUGCCUUCAAAAGAUGCAGUCUUGGAAACAAAUGAACCUAAUGUUAUUCCAAGUACAUCAAAAGCCAACGAAGCUCAUGCAGAUGUCACUCCUUCAACAUCAAAAUCAGGCCUUGCAAAUGAAAGACAAGGAGAUAUAUCGAUUGAAGAAAUGACACCGUUGUGCGUCAUAACUGAAAAUAAAUUAAAAAAGAGGGGUAGAAAAUUAGGCAUUUCAAAGAUUUUGACGGCGACUCCAGAAAAAAUAGAACUGGAGCAAAAAGAAAAUAGAAAAAUACAAAAGAAAGAAAAGCAAAAACUUUCAAAAAAUGUAAAACACGUUAAUAAAAAAAUUAAACGUGUUACGAGGAAAGUCUUCGAUGAUAGUUCUUCAAGCGGUUCAUCCCUACACGAUGAAAUGGAGAUUUGCAAUGACCACAGUUCCGAUGAUCCCAGCAGCGACGUAGAAGAAGAGUGCAUCUAUUGUGGCGAAUAUGGAAAAUCGGAAAUGUGGUACAGAUGCGGAGUUUGCCAUAAAUGGGCGCAUAAAGAAUGUAGUGGUUACGAUAAUCACAAAAGUUUUAUAUGCGAUUAUUGCAAAUAAAGUGUAGUUUGAAAUGUUUUUUUACUUAAGUAUUUCUUUUAAUAUGUUUUUUUAUAUAAAAAAUAUAUAGAUGUUGUUUGUGCGUAAAUAAUUAUUUUGUGUUUGAUUUUUAUACAAUGUAAACCCUGGGCGGUAUUAUACCAUCAGUGGGCGCUAUUAUCCGCAUAGUCUGAUAAUUCCGCCCAAGUGUAGGUUUGUGAAAAUAAAUGUCAUACUCCGCAAAAUAAAAUAAAUGAAUACUUUUAGGCUUAAAUAAUUAGAAGUGGAUAAAAUGACUCUAUUUUGACAGUUGACAUUUUUUUUCAAGACCUGUAGUUUUUGAUUAAUUCAAUAAAUUGCUUAAGUGGGCGGCAAUACCCGCACUUCCCCUA
Diabrotica virgifera virgifera (western corn rootworm) is the source of this 2280-nucleotide messenger RNA. RefSeq lists its product as uncharacterized. Lineage: Eukaryota; Metazoa; Arthropoda; Insecta; Coleoptera; Chrysomelidae. The record is from RefSeq and is a predicted model, not a curated record. Gene Ontology annotation, molecular function: DNA binding. The transcript is spliced from 3 exons. Gene Ontology annotation, cellular component: nucleus. The coding region runs from base 404 to 1909 and encodes 501 amino acids.